CAUAACCCACAUAGCUCUGCGACAUUUGGCCAUUUCUCUCUGGCGGAAUUCUCCCCCGAACCUCCAGCAGAGACAUAAUCUGCACUCACCGGACUUGACAUAAAUUUUUGUGUUUUUCUUCCCCACAGCUAAUUUUUAAGCUGUUGUUUCUCGCAUUUCAAAACAUUAGCAGUUGUGUCUGAUGGGUUCUGUGCAAUGAGGACCACAUGUCAUUGGAGGAGAUUGAGUCACUUGCGAUUUUUUUUUUCUCACUCAGUCUAGGAAUACGUCCAAGAGUGAGUGUUAUGUGUUACUAACGUAUCAGAGACUUAUUUAAUCAUACUCUCUCUUCCCAAAAGGUAUUCCUAAGGAUUGUUUGAGUACUUGGUAUCUUGGACAGUUACUGAGGUUAUUGUUUACAGAUAUUGUAAGAUUUACCUGAAUUGGACUUGUUGAUUAAAACAAUUCAAAGGUGGAAUAUAACGUGUGUGUGAAGAAGAUAUGAGGACAGGACAUUUUGUGAGAUAUGGACUCGCUGGACAAGCAGUCAGCAUUAAAUGAAUUUAAAUCAUGAAGCGAAGCCAACAUUUUAUCUGGGAUUUUACUCUACUAUGGUGCUGGCUCAGUUACUUUGCACAAGGUGACCAAAUAAAAUUCCUGGAAUCCCUUGCCGACCAAACUGUCAGGAAGGGACACCAAGUCUCAUUCACGUGCUCAAUUGGUUUCAACGACGAUGACACGGAACAAGAAAAUCUCCGUAUCCGAUGGAAACACAAUGGGGAGGUCCUUGACACGAGGUCACACAGGUUCAAGGUGAUGGACGGUGGGCAGACAUUGGUCCUGAGGGAGGCGGAUUAUGGUGACGCGGGGCAGUACACCUGUAUAGCCAGCGUGAGGGGACAGGUCAAUGAGAAAGAGAAAUCCUCAGCCAAACUCAUUGUCAAAGGCACACCUGAACCUCCACAAGACGUAGAAAUCAGUUCCUGCGGACCAAAGAGGGUGGAAUUGAUUUGGCGCGAUGGUUUGGAUGGAGGCGAACCCAUCAACGAGUACCUCAUACAAUACAACACGUCAGAUAACCCCUACUACUGGAACUCAGCGGACGAGGAAAUCGAAUACAUGGACAAGGUAUCCAAGACCGCCUUCAUCAGCCUGUCCCCCUGGGGCUGGUACUCUUUUCGCGUGAUGGCAAAGAACAGUCUGGGAUACAGCGAACCGAGUAAGCCCACGAAAACGGAAUGUAACACGCCGCCCGAGAGACCGACGUCAAAUCCGGUUAACGUUAAGAUGAAGACGGACAAGGAGGGAAAACUAAUCAUUACUUGGGAUCCAAUGCCUCGAAUGCAGCACAAUGCUCCAAGCUUUGGUUACAGGGUGAGCUGGAGAAAGCGGGGCAGCACGUUCUGGAACAAGAAGGACAUUAAGAACGCUAAUGAGAACCAGUUUGAGGUAGACGUGGACGACGUUUAUGGUCUCUACGACGUCCAGGUACAGGCCAUCAACAGUCACGGUCCCUCGUUCAUGCCGGUGUUUACCGUACGGGGACACUCGGGGGAGGGGGAUCCAUUAAUCAAGCCUCGAGAUUUCCGAGUUGAUCCAACCAAGGACCCCAGACCCCAUGAAGCUCACUUCAUCUGGGAAUCUGUUGACCCAUUGGAUGAUAGACUCAGGGGAAAGUUCAGAGGUUAUAAGUUACAAUACUGGAAAUCCAGUGAGGGACGAAGGAACAAGGUUGAGGUUCCAAUUAUCAUAAAAACAGAUAUGGCUCACCUGUCACAUGAUGUGCGGGCUUCCAUACCUGAUUUACCGGCGAACACGGCAUUCCGAGCGCAGGUAUUGGUGAUGAAUGGACACCACACGGGACCCCCUAGUGACACCAUUGAUUUCAAAACAUCGGAGGGAGUCCCUGGUCCCGUUCGUAACCUACAGAAGGAUGAGGUACAGAGUGAUCACGUGGUCCUAACGUGGGAUCCUCCUGACGAACCUAACGGAUUCCUGCUAGGAUACGACUUAGGUUACCAAAAACUAAAUGGAGAAGUGGAGGGAGAUAUCAGGGCCCUGGAACCAAGGAUUAAUAACCCCUCCCACACCUCAGCCCGGAUCACAGGUCUACAGGCCAAUCACCAGUACCGCUUCUUUGUCUGGGCCAGAACCAGCUCAGGGAGGGGGGAUAAAAGGGGGGUGCAGGUGUUAACCAAAGGUCUUGCAAACAGCCAGAUGGCCAGCAUCCACCAAUCAGGAAUCAGUUUAGCAUCACAUGACCUUGGAGCCAACUGUCGAAUGCUCAUGGCUAUAGCAAUCUCAUGGACUUUGGCAAAACUAGUCUUCCACUGACACACACUGAGAGAGAUUAGGGUGUUCUGGUCUUAAACGGAUUGUUAAGGUUUCCUCUAUCAAUAUCAUUUCCUCAGUUAUCCUGCUUCAAGGGAUAUCUGAGAAAAAGUAUGGAGAACAUCUGAUAUUGUAGUGUGUCACCGAAUCUAAUUGAAUGAACCAGAUAUUUGCAACUAUAUGGAUUCAGAAUUGAAGCCCAUUUCACUGGAGCCAGGCUAUAGCAAAGGACGUACAGUAAUUCGAUAAUUAAGGGUCCAUCUUUAUUAUAGGGCUUUAGAUUAUGUUAACCAUAUGAAAUUCUUGUUCAAGCUGUCUUAUGUUGAAAACAAACUUUGGUAGCUUGUGCAAAGUAUCUUCCAAACAUAAAUUGGAAGCAAAUUUUGCAUGAAAAAAAAAUUUCCAAAGUGAUGAAACUGCAAACUUCAACUUGAAAUGACUGUUUUAAAAGUGCUACAAAAAAUGCAGUGCAUAUUCAGUUCUGUGAAAUUUCAGUGUAAGCCAUAGUAACUGAAACUUGAAAAAUGAAAUAAUAAGAGAUUGAAAAUUGCAAUUCCAGUACUUACUAAACCUGGGCAGUAGUUUUCUGAAAUGAUCCUACUAGCAAUGAUUGUCAGAAAAAACAAAAGUAUCGUGGUCUUUAUUGAAUGAACUUUUGAAACCUUAAUGACAUUUCAAAAAUGUGAUGAUAAUGUAACUAGUCCAAAAUAUAGCUCUUCUUUUGAGACUGUGUCCAUGACCUUCAAGUUUGUUGGGAACUGGCAGUGAACCUAAUUUUCCCGUGAUCAUUCCAACUUUGUGCAAGUUCCAUGUAACAUUCCAAUGAAGUUGGCGUAAUGCAUGCAUCAUCCAACAACCUAGUGGAAUCGUCUCGACAGCGAAUUGUUUCACAUACAGCUUCAUCCUGUGUUUAUAAAAUUGUGACAUUUUGCUGCAGUUUAAUUUCCUGGUGUGACUUUCCUUCAGAUUAAGAAAAACUGGAGCUCAGAUGACAGUCAAGUGAGCAAAGAAACCACAUGCAGAAUCUACAAUAAUGUCUCAUUUAGGAAUCUCUUCUAAUUAAUGAAUUGAUUAUGUGCCAUAAUUAGCUCUUCGUGGUUCACUGAUGUAGUAAAACCUUCACCUGGCUUCGAGUGAGCUGUACUGUAAUAAAUCACUGAUGUAUGUAGUGAAUGUUUAGUCCCCUGUCCAAGAAUGUGUCAUUUUCUGUGAACAAAGAUUUUGUAUUUGUCACAACAACAGAUAUUUAAUCAUGAAUUUUUGUACAUGUUUUAAUUUUAAUCAUGGUUAUAAAAUGAAAGAUUUUUGACGUGAAAAGUGAUAUAUGUAUUUGAUUUUCAUAGAUUUGUAUGAUUUAAAUGAGCAUAUGUAAAAGUUUCAUCAUGUCUAUUUAUAGUUAAAUAAAAAUAUAUUCAGGAUAAUAUAUAUAUAACUUUGAGCCUGCUGAAGACGUGCAUGUAAAAAUCUUUAUUCUAGUCAAACUAUAGAGUCGUUCUUCGUACUUAUUCAGUAUUAUACUUGCAUUUAUCUAUUUGAAAAAAUGUAGUGAAGGCUAAACAAUGUAUUGAAACCAAAAAACUUGUACCAAUGUUUAAAUGAAAUAUUUUAAACAUGUUCUUCAUAAAGCAGAUAUUGCUGGUAAUUCAUAUUCCCAAAUUCUUUUUUUUUUUUUUUUAAAGAAAGAUUACAUGAACAUACAUGUAUUUGAGGACAUUGUUAUCUAAUAUGUACUUAAAAAAAUGGAAUGGAAAUAAUUUUCCAAAUGAACAAUCUGUAGUUAAUUAAUAAUUUGUUAAACUAGUAUACUUAUUGGAUAGUAUAAAAACCCAUGCAUUUUGAAAAUGACCUUUAUUCUGUACCUAAAUGCUCUUCAAGCAUUCAAAAUGUAGUUAUUUGUUUUGUUUUAAAAACUUUGGAGAUUAUUUUGAAAGUGUAUGUACUUACAAGCUAUUGAUCAUCUUGUUUAUUUUUGACUAAUGUACAUUUUUGUACAUGUAUGUACCUGUAUGUAAAAAGCAGCCAUGAUGACUUUUCUGUUGGGUAAAUGAGAAUGAUUGUUUGAAAAAACUCAAUGUGCUUGCUCUUGAUCACUUUAUUUUUAAAUAUGAAUGGGAAUUUCAACCAAGCAGAAUCCUCAUAUUCAAAAGGUUGUGAAAUUUUGUAGUUCAUGUAGUUCUAGCUUACAUUUACUUGUUCCCUUCUAGAAAUUCAUAAUCAAAUUCAUCAGCGUCUUCAUCAUCGAUCAUAUUCAUUAUCAACUUUUACAGUAAAGUUCUGUUCAUUUGAUGACACAAAAUCAGUCAUCACAGCUAUACUAUUUGAGAUUACCCUUGCAAGUUUUCCAAUGAUACUGUAGCGACUUCUACUUGCAAUCUGAAAAUUCCCAAAAUGAUAGACUGAAAUGAAUACCACCACUUCUAUGGCCAUUUUAGAUUGAUAUUUACAAAGUUGGGUGCAUGCAAGGAUACAUGUAAAAGGGAAAUUUUUCAGAUACAUUUAAAAGCAAUUGAAAUAUUAAUAAGUUGCUUUUUAUUUGACAUUUUAUUGGAAUGAGUUUUAUUCUAAAACUUCUAAAUUUUUAUCUUCUUCCAACGAAUGGCUUGGUUUCUUUCCUGUGCAUCAAAGUACCGAAAUGAUUAUAAAAUUCUUUGCCACUCCUAUUAUCAAAAUAAGAUGGUUUCCCCCUAUAUUGAUACAUUUUGAAAAUGAGGAGUAUUGAUGAUUUAUUAAUAUGUUAAUAGCUGGACUUGAUGACUUGAAAUUUUAUCUUUCAUAGCAAAGGAUAAUCUACAAUUAUAUUUUAGUUUCAAAUAUAUUGUACCGAAAGAAAGUGAAUCAUAUGAAACAUUUGUCAUUUUCACUAAGUAUUUGUUUUUUUUAAAUCAUUAUAUUCCUAUGAUUUCUCCCACAAAAAUAUAUUCAUUCUUUUCAUCCAGUUUUGCACAAUUUCAUUUUUUGUGUGCUCCAUUUCUUUAUCAAACGAACACUUCAUUCUUGCCAAAUGCACAUUGGUACAUACGUAAACAUAUACACUGCAUUCUGGGUAAAAAAUGAACCACAAGGUUGUGCUAGAUGUUGUGAUAGUUAUUUUGCAACAAUUUACCAAGAAAAUCAUAUCAGUAUGUGUUGUUUUUCUAAAGAUGCUGACUCUGAAAUGAAACUCUAGGUAUAUAGUUAGACAAUGUCAAAUUAGUCAGGUACCCAUUAUAUUUUGAUUAAUUGUCAAAGAGUACAUGAUAUGAUCUGAAAGAGGUUGUGUUGAUAAAUUGUAUUAAAUCUUGUGAAGAGAACAAUCAAGGAUUGUUUUAUUUAUUAUGGACUUGGUUUGAGUUCAAUUCUGUUUUCUUUAAAAUUUGUUUAUCAAUAUUUUACAAGUUUGAUAAAAUAGAGAAAAGAAAGUUCAAGACAGGAAUAUAUUUAACUUGAUUUUCAUAACAAGCUAAAUUCAAAUAGAUUUGGUUAAAAUUUGACAGUUGUUAUCUUUAUUUAAAAAAAAUGUUUCGGGGACAAAUAUUUCAACGAAUAACUUCCCUUUAUGGAAAGAGUGAUAACUCUUAAAAUAAGAUUGCUGCAGUAUUUUCUUUUUCAACAAUCAUGGACCCAAUUUUCAUAAUCAUAUCUUCAAUCUCCACAAGAAAUAGUUCUGUUUUGGCAAGCAGAUAAUAAUGUUACUUUUAUAAUGGAAAAUGAAGUGAAGAGGUAUUGGAAAGAUAGAGGGUUGUUUCCUUCAAUUUUUUUUUCUAAAGAGAAGUACAUGCAAGCAAAAACAGCUUUGCUUUAUACAAUAAUAAAACCCUAAAUAGAUACUUUUUAGUUAGUGCCUGGUAGGCCUGCCCACUGCCUUUGGCAUGAAUAUAAUACUCAUUGUCCUCAAUCUCAAAAUAUGUCAUGUGUUGGCAAGUUCCAUAGGAAUCCAUGAGAUAUUUGUUGUAAAUCAAUCAAACUCACAAUUGAUUAUGUUUAAAUGUUUUAUGAUGUGUUUUCUUUGUUCUGACACUAAUGUGUUUUUUGAAUGGAAAUGACCUCAUUUAUGUUUUAUCUUUUUCACAUUAGCACUAGAACUGUUUUGUGCCAAAUGAUUUCAUUUGUUAUUCUUUAUUGCUUUAUUAUUUUAUGUUUAGACAUUUAGUAUGGCUGAACUUUAUUUUCUCCAACAUCCAUAUUAAUUUCUUUUCAUACAAAGCAUAAUUGAUUUCGAGAAUGGAUAACCCAUAAAUUGUUUACAAUAUUUACAAUUACAAAUAUUGAAUAUUUUUUAUUUGUGAAAAUUCUUCAUUUUUCCCAAAGCUUGUUUUUUCUCUUUUUAUGUGUGUUUCGUAAAUGUUGAAAAUGAACCAGACUUUGCAAAUACUCAGAAGUUUUAUUGUGUGUUGAUUAGUAGAGGGGGCUUAGUGCAAUUAGCUUUCUCUUUCUGGGAAACUGUAGACGAAUGCUUUCCUUGUCAUUUUAUGUUGUACAGACAAAAGUUAAUUAUAUCUUGUUGAUCAUUAAGAUUAUUAAAUCAUUUUUAUUUCAAAGUAAAAA
Messenger RNA from Saccostrea cuccullata (small rock oyster), 6834 nucleotides. RefSeq names its product neuroglian-like. The record is from RefSeq and is a predicted model, not a curated record. The transcript is spliced from 10 exons. Gene Ontology annotation, molecular function: protein binding. Gene Ontology annotation, cellular component: plasma membrane; axon. Gene Ontology annotation, biological process: cell-cell adhesion; axon guidance. Bases 550 to 2313 code for a protein of 587 amino acids. NCBI's taxonomy places the organism in Eukaryota, Metazoa, Mollusca, Bivalvia, Ostreida, Ostreidae.